Molecule: messenger RNA, 1503 nt
Organism: Xylaria bambusicola
Lineage: Eukaryota; Fungi; Ascomycota; Sordariomycetes; Xylariales; Xylariaceae
Product: FAD binding domain protein
Exons: 4
Coding region: 1-1503 (500 amino acids)
Molecular function (GO): FAD binding
Source: RefSeq, a predicted model, not a curated record
AUGGAGGUAGUAGUAGCGGCAGUCGCCUGGGCACUAUCGGCUGUCUGUGGAAGCUUCCCACCUUCCAACACCCUCGGUCUUUGUGGGGGGAAACCUAUCGAAUCCCUUCUGCGUGGAAAGCUCUCCGCUGGCGCUCAGAUCUACCUUUCAGGAUCUGAUGGCUAUGCCAAAGCCACGAAUCGAUGGUCUGUACUGGACGCCCCGACUACGAAUAUAGUGGUUGUCCCCAGCGUCGCUAAUGACGUAUCCGAGAUUGUCAAGGUAGCUAACUCGAUGAAUGUUCCUUACCUGGCCGUCAAUGGUGGCCAUGGGGCAAUCACAACAGUCGGGAAGAUGAAAGGCGGAAUCGAGAUUUGGAUGGAUAGUUUGAAUAGUGUUAAACUAUCCAAAGAUGGCAAGACUGCCACGUUCGGUGGAGGCAUCUUAUCGAAGGCAGUGACGGAUAGUCUCUGGACUCUAGGGAAACAGACAGUGACUGGCGGAUGUGAGUGCACUAGCCUCCUCGGCCCAGGCCUUGGCGGCGGUCACGGUUUCAUGCAAGGGAGACACGGGCUCAUCGCUGACCAGUUCGUCUCUAUGGACAUCGUUCUGGCAAGCGGAAAAUUGCAAACCUUUAACGCAAGCUCUGAUCUCUGGUGGGCAUUGCAAGGUGCUGGCCACAACUUCGGGAUCGUCACGGCCGUGACUUCAAAGGUGUAUGACAUCGAACAUCCGGAUUGGGCGUAUGUCAGUUUUCUCUACACUGGAGAUAAGGUUGAGGCGUUAUAUCGAUCAAUCAAUAAGUACUUGCUUCAGGAUGGAGCACAGCCUGUCCACAUCAUCAAUUACUCGUUCUUCUUUAACGACCCUAGUCUUGACCCUCACAAGCCCGUCAUUAUGUUCUACAUCCUUCAGGAAGGAGCUUCUGCUGUUGAUACAGUUUAUACUCAACCAUUUAUCGACAUUGGACCUCUCAUGACUAAUGCCGCCGGUGGUUCUUAUAAGGAUUUACCCGAGUGGACUGGCAACGCGAAUGAUUCCCCUCCAUGUCAGAAAUCCGGGCUAGUUAACAUCCGCUUCCCUAUCGAUCUUCAAGUGUAUAAUGUCCAGGCACAGCGAAAAGUCUACGACCUCUUCGCAUCUGCUACCCAAGAAACCCCAGCACUGAACGGAUCCCUCUUCCUUUUCGAAGGCUAUUCAACCCAAGGUGUCAAAAAGGUUCCUCACCGAAGCACUGCAUACCCGAAUAGACCGGCCAAUCUCCUUGUCGCUCCUUUAUUGACCUACCCGCCAGGGGGUAAAAAACUUGACCGAACAGCAGCGAAAUUAGGUGAGAGUCUUCGCACGAUACUGUACGAAGCAAGCGGGCUGAAGGAGAAGUAUACAUAUGUGAACUAUGCUUUUGGGGAUGAGACAAAGCAAAACUGGUAUGGGUACGAGAGCUGGCGCCAGGAUCGGUUGAAGGCCUUGAAACACAAGUACGACCCUCUUGGAAAAUUCAGCUACUAUGCCCCAAUCGCGUAG